UUUUUCUUUGCUUUUUCUUGUUUGAUUUCGAUUUUGUGCGUCACCUGCAGCAAAAACACAACAGCAAAGGAAAGCAUUUACUAAAAAGAUAACUUCUAAAAAUCAAAAAUGAGUUCCUCAACAAGAAGGACUAAAAUCAAGAUUGCACUCGUUUUGGUAUUUACGGCAAUCGACUUAUUUGUCUCUACAGUAUUCCUCAUUCAUUGGGAUGAUUUCUCACAGCUAAGCAGCAACAAUUACAAGUUCUGUACUUCUGCCUUUGAUUUAUGGGUCAUAGCCUUGUCACGCUGUGUCAUCAUCCUCGGAGCAGUUGUCGGCUUUCUACGAAACAAGAGAGACGCUAUACCUCGUAUAGCUUCGUCUGUUAAACCAAUGGGUUACUUUCAAGGCGCCAUUGUGAUCUUUCUGGUCGUUAAGUUUCUGAUGAGCACGGAGUGUCAUUUGGAGAAAACUUCAAAAAUUUGGCUUUGGGGUUUCUCAGCUUGGAACUGUGUUUGUUCAGUUCUACUGGUGCUAUGUUGUUAUGAAUUGUCUAAAAUUGAAGUCCCGACAUCAAUAAGAUCUUCACUCUCUACAGAUAAAGAAAUUAGCGAUGUCUUGGAAAGAGAAAAGCUCCUUGGAGAUGAGGAUACGAAUUCAGAUGAUGAAAAUUCUGAACAAAGAAAAAAGUCAUCAGUUAAAGCCAAGGUUUCUAUGUCUAGCAUAUUUGCUUAUUCUAAACCAGAUAUUUUAUAUCUACUCCUGGCAUUUUUCUUUCUCCUCACUGCAUGUGCUGCACAGAUAUUCAUUCCAUACUAUACAGGGAAGGUUAUUGAUGGUAUUGCCAUAAAGAGAGACCGCAAGAUGUUUGAACAGGCUAUCUUAAUCAUGUCACUCAUCGCUCUUGUAGAAGCCAUAGCAGCCGGUUUGAGGGGAGGAAUAUUUUCAUUUGUUUGUGCAAGAUUUAAUAUCAGAAUAAACAACACAUUAUUUGGAUCUAUCUUGAAACAAGAGAUAGGAUUUUUUGACAAAUCAAGCACAGGUGAAAUUGUUUCUAGAUUGACCUCUGACACCACAAAAAUAAGUGACCAAAUUACCUUGAACCUAAACGUAUUUCUUCGGAGUUUGGUAAAGGGUGUUGGUGUAUGCAUCUUCAUGUUCAAACUCUCUUGGAAGCUUGCAAUCGUAACAUUGAUUGGUCUACCAAUAAUUGCAUUGGUGUCAGAUAUCUAUGGUGAAUACUAUCGCAAGUUAUCAGCUGCAGUUCAAGAUUCAGUUGCAGAAGCCAAUGAAGUUGUAGCUGAAGUUGUUUCAUCUAUGAAGACUGUUCGCAGCUUUGCCAAUGAGGAUGGCGAACUGAACCGGUAUAAAGAAAAAAACUCUAAAGUAUUCAGGCUUAAAGUGAAAGAGGCCAUUUGUUUCGGUGGUUACAGCUGGUGCACAGAGAUUCUUAUCCUAGCAAUGGAAGUGAUUAUACUCUUCUAUGGAGGACAUCUAGUUCUAAGUGGAGAACUUACAGGUGGAAAUCUCGUAUCAUUCAUUCUCUACCAGUUGGAGCUCUCGUUUUGUCUUGAAGAAGUUGGAGAUGUCUACACUGGAUUUAUGGAAGCCCUAGGUGCAGCUCAAAAAGUUUUCAAAUUGAUUAAAAGAGAGCCAAAGAUAUUGAAUAAUGGAAGUGUGGUCCCUUUGCAUUCAUCAGGAGAAAUUGAGUUCAAGAACGUUACCUUUUCAUAUCCCACAAGGCCAGAGGUGAAGGUUUUAAAUGAUGUCUCCUUUACAGUCAAAGCGGGCCAGGUUGUUGCAUUGGUUGGGUCAAGUGGAGGAGGCAAGAGCACGACUAUUAACCUACUACAACAUUUCUAUGAGCCACAAAGUGGAGAAGUCCUAAUUGAUUCAAUACCAGUUCAACACCUUGACCACAAGUACCUACACAAAGCUGUUUCCCUUGUGGGACAAGAACCAGUCUUGUUUUCCUGUUCAAUCAAAGAAAACAUUGCUUAUGGGAUUGAAAACCUUUCAAAGGAUACUGAAGCUAUAGAAGAUGCUUCAAGGCUGGCUAAUGCACAUGACUUUAUUUCGACGAUGCCAAAGGGCUACGAAACAGAAGCAGGUGAGAAAGGGCUACAACUUUCAGGUGGACAGAAGCAGAGAAUUGCAAUUGCAAGAUCUCUCAUCCGAAAACCCCAAAUACUCCUCCUUGAUGAGGCCACAAGUGCUCUCGAUGCAGAGAGCGAACAUCUGGUACAAGAUGCCAUAUACAACAACUUAAAAGGCCAUACUGUAAUGAUAAUUGCUCACCGUCUUAGCACUAUAGAGAAAGCAGAUAAAAUAAUCGUAAUUGACAAUGGACAAGUUGUUGAAUAUGGAACCCAUGUUGAAUUGAUGGCAAUAGAUGGUACCUUCAGUAAACUUGUGCAGCGGCAGCUAUUGGGAUCGUCUGAGCUUAAGUCAUUAGCAAGUAAUGGUGAGACAUCAGCUCUUAGACAGACAAGCAGUUCUAUUGGUCAAGUUAGCUCAUUGUCAUCUAGUUUUUCAAGUGCCUCAGGCUCACCUAGAGGAUCUCCUGAGAGAAGCAGGCCUGCUCAUAAACUUUAACCAGAAUUUAAACUUUAGUUAUUUGCAUGGUAAUUAGAAUUGUUUUGGAGAAUUGUUGUGAUAAAAUCAUAAAAGACCAUACCUACCCCAUGGAAGAGCUUGGGAAGGUUUGGCAGGGCUAAAAACAACAGUUUCUAAAUGACGGUACCUGAUGACCAGUUACAUUGGACUGUUCAACAUGUGACCAGUCAAUGUGACCUGUCAAUGUAACCAGCCAUUGUGACCAGUCCAUGUGACCAGCCAAUGUGACCAGUCCAUGUGACCGGUCCAUGUGACCAGUCCAUGUGACCAGUCCGUGUGACCAGUCCAUGAAAGCAGUCCAUGUAACCAGUCCAUGUGACCAGUCACAUAGGCACUUUUAAUAUAUAAAUUCUUCAUAAAUCGUUACCAUAGUGAUAUGAUGUAGGUCAUACUUGCAUAUAAAGUGCAAAAAGUAAAUUGUCCACACUUAAUCCUG
This is a messenger RNA of Actinia tenebrosa (Australian red waratah sea anemone), 3031 nucleotides long. RefSeq names its product ABC-type oligopeptide transporter ABCB9-like. Lineage: Eukaryota; Metazoa; Cnidaria; Anthozoa; Actiniaria; Actiniidae. Gene Ontology annotation, biological process: transmembrane transport; peptide transport. Gene Ontology annotation, molecular function: ABC-type oligopeptide transporter activity; ABC-type peptide transporter activity; ATP hydrolysis activity. The record is from RefSeq and is a predicted model, not a curated record. Gene Ontology annotation, cellular component: lysosomal membrane.